AUGUCUCCUCAUCCUGACAUUGUCGAUCAAAUACUUACGCGCACCAAGACCAAGGACAUGGGUACACCAUCUACACAGUCAGGCGUGGAGCCACCUUCCGGUAUCCAGGGCAAAGGAACAGUGGACGAGCCGUACGACCAAGGCAAUGCGCCAGGUAAAACAUGUUACACCAUCGCUCCCAUCUGA
Molecule: messenger RNA, 186 nt
Organism: Cladophialophora yegresii CBS 114405
Lineage: Eukaryota; Fungi; Ascomycota; Eurotiomycetes; Chaetothyriales; Herpotrichiellaceae
Exons: 1
Coding region: 1-186 (61 amino acids)
Source: RefSeq, a predicted model, not a curated record